AAAAGGACCUCAAUAAAGCAGGUCAAAAGUUCUAUUAAUAGAAGCUUAGUAUCAAACAGCUUUUUCUUAGAAAAGUAUAUUGCCUCUUUACUUUUCCGGCAAAUUGGGUAAAGCCGUACCCUGGAUUAGAUUGUUUACAAGUCUGUAGCUAUGUUAACUAGGCUAUUUGCAAGGACCAGUUGAUGAAAUAUUUUAACAGAAGUUUCAAACUAUUCAAUCGUUAAAAUGGAUUAAACUCAACAACCAUAAGUAAAUUUUGACUGGAUAAAAAUGGCCAACAGAAGAAGAGUAAUGGAGAAAGCCUUGCAACUGAUGAUUCAGAAAUAUGGACCAGAUGAAGCUAGUUUAGCAAGACAAACUAAUCUAUUGUACAUUCCACACAAUGUUUUAUCUUAUUUGGCAGACAUCAGCGAUCCCGAAGAUCUAACGGGCGGAAGAGAUUUCCAUGUAGUAGGGGAAGGCUUUGGAUUAACAGCAAUUCAGAUCAAUGCUAUACGUGAUAGAAAACGUGAAUCAAGUACUACUAUGGCAAUAUUUGAAACUGGCAGUAAAAAUGGUAAAACAUUUAUGGAUAUUUUGAGUAUAUGGGUAGAACAUACAAUAGAUGGAAUAAACAGAAUUGUCGAAUCCUGGCCAGAGACACUACAAACAAAGACACGAUCUGAAUCUCAAAAUUGUAGCGCAAGAGCCAGCUUCCUGACACCAGUACAAACAUCAUGGAACUGUGCUUCAACACGGCAAUCAAGUCAAAGAUCCAGAAGAAAUAAUCUACCUGCUGAGCAUCAUAGUUAUCUCCACCGACAACCAGGUAACUUGAUUGAUGAAGACAAUGAAUCCGUCGUCAGUCAAUCAACUAAUGUAUCCAAUGAAAAUAACCUAACCGUAUGUAUAGCACCACAGCGUCCAUUUACUCAGUACAGGCCAAACAUUGAAAGUCGUGAUUGUUCUAACCGAGUUCCUCCACCACCAAGGCAAAGAAUUUGCGAACCUGGCAGUAAUGCAACAGAAGGCGGAAAUAUUCCAACUUUUAUUCAACAAAAUAUAUCGUUGGGUGAUGAUGAUCCAAGAUCUUUGCAAAGUGAAAUUACAGAUAGCCCAGAAAACACUUUUGAGGACCAUCAUUUAUUUAGUGCUGGUCCGAGUUGCAGAUUCAUGGAAGAUCCGGUGUCUAGAUAUGAAUCCGUUACACCUGAUUCUAGACCAACAUUUGAUCAACAAGUCCAUAAUUCAACAUCUUCAUCACCACGUCGCCUUGAACAUCACAUAGUUGCUCAACAUGUCCAUAAUUCAACAUCUUCAUCACCACAUCGCCUUGAAUGUCAGAUAGUUGAUCAACCACUUCAAGAUGGUGCUCAUUGUAUGCAGAAUGUUGGAAAUGAAUCAGAAAUGCCCUUAAAUAACAGAAGCUUAAAUCAGGAAAAGACCUUAGAUAUUAUAUCUAGAAAUCAAUAUACCGGUGAAUGGUGUCAAAAUAACCCGUUGACACUUGAAGAACAACAGCAACAAAAUGGCAUGCAUCCUUAUGAACCAUCAACAGUUGCUCCAACAGAACCAGAAGACCAAGUAAAUGAAGUUCAAGUUUUUAUAUGUGGUGAUGAUAAUGAGAAGAAUAGGACCAUUGUUGAUAAACUGGCGGCAAACUUUUUUCAUAAAAGAGUUUCCUUUGUUACUGAUGAAGCAAUGGGAGUGAAAGGUUUCCCUCCUUUUAGCCCGGAAGAGAGGCAAAAAAUAACUGGAGAUUCAGAAAAGUUUAUUAAAGAAGUUUUCAAAAGUGCAAAAUUUGUCCUUUUAUUGAAGUCCAAGAGAUUUAUGGAAUAUAUUUCGGUUCGCUCUAGAUCUGAGAAUGCUUCUAAUCGUAAACAUCAAGAACGGCUUUGUGACAUAUUCUUAAUGAUUGAUGAAGAAGUGAAAGGAAGAAACGGAAGAGAAGGCAGAUUGCUCCUGCUAGAAACAGAUAAGGAAUUACCUCCCAGAUUCUUUUCAAAACUUUAUGACUGUUUCUUUAAAAGGAACGAGGCCUAAAAAGUAAUGACAUAUCGAAGUAAGCUGAAUGGUAUACCACAAUCACUUUAGAUCAUAAGGUCUGUCAUUGAAUCAAGUAGUGUGGUUUGAAUCUCACACUGAAACAAGAACUCAAAUUAUACCAUAUGUUAGUCCCAAAAUGAGUUAGUUUGUGAUGUACAGUAGAAUCUGUAUGAGCAGCCACUCCUAUUCAGCAACAUCUCCUUGUAAGCGGUCACGAUAAAUCCCCCCCCCUCCCCCCCGUAAAAAUUCUGUUGUUUCAUCUCUUUAUUCAACGGUCACUCCUCAAACGAAGCCAGCGGUCACUAUUUUACUAAUAAAUUCAACAAAACAUCACCCAUUCAAUGGCCAUUGUUGAAUGAGUAGUAGUUAAUUAACUGGACCCCCACUGAUCAGGUAAAAAGAACUGUAAAAAUAACAAUCAACCCGGGAUUAUCUGUUAAUUAAUCCUUUGUUUUAUUAAACGACUAACCUGAUCAUUGUUUUCAAACAUAACGACACAUUAUUUGAUACAGAUUGAAUAAAAUAAAAGUACCGAGUUUUGUCACAAUCAUCUAGUAUCUCUUUUUCAUUGCCACUGUGUUGUUAAACAGACGUUUUAGCGCCUUCUAUAAUAUUACAUACAGAGUUACACCCCCUGUAAAUAAGUGGUAAAAUCAGCGAUGCUUUUUUGUUCGUGUGCUUUUUUGAUAAAAUACAAUUAAUUCAUCGAUUUUCUUCACAAAAAUGGAUAAAUAUUAUCGAAUGCAUCACAAUGGUAGACAGUAGUAUCGAAGUUUGGUACAAAAUGACAAGUUUACAGAAGUUAUGCCCGAUAUUUGAGUAAAGAGUUUUCUUUCGGCCCAAGAUUCAGCGACGGUCAAAUUUACCGAUGCAAGUAUUGAUGUUCGCUUCCAAUGCACCCAUGCGUAAAAGCACCAAGAUUUUAUUAAGAGGCCACUCCCCUCAAGCGGUCAGUUGUGAAAAUUCCCUUGGGGGGCUGCUUAAUGCAGAUUCUACUGUAUCAAACCUCCCUCUCUCUCUCUCUCUCUCUCUCUCUCUCUCUCCUUUACCUACUAGGAGCGCCCAUUAUUCAUGAAGUUUUAUUUCAGGUAUUUUUAUCCAGCCUAGCGGCCCAUUGGACAUUAGAUUGAAUUGCCUGUAUGGCCAGUCCACCCUAUCCCUAUAUGCAACUUAUCUGAGUGAUUUGCAUAUUUUAAGGCUAUCUAAAGAACUCUGAUCAGAAUGGAACAUUAAUCUAAUCGAAUAAUGGCAACAUACUUUCAAGUUUUGUAUUUUUGUAUUUUUCCACUGCUAUUUUUUUUAUUUUUGUUAUAUGAAUUGAUGUGCAAUUUAUAUGAAUUGAGGUGCCCAUUACUUGUUAUAUAAGUUGAGGUGCCUUUUACUUGUUAUAUAAGUUGAGGUGCCUUUUACUUGUUGUAUGAAUUGAGGUGCCUUUUACUUGUUAUAUAAGUUGAGGUGCCUUUUACUUGUUAUAUAAGUUGAGGUACCUUUUACUUGUUAUAUCAGUUGAGGUACCUUUUACUUGUUAUAUCAGUUGAGGUACCUUUUACUUGUUAUAUGAGUUGAGGUACCUUUUACUUGUUAUAUGAAUUGAGGUGCCUUUUACUUGUUAUAUCAGUUGAGGUGCCUUUUACUUGUUAUAUAAGUUGAGGUGCCUUUUACUUGUUAUAUCAGUUGAGGUACCUUUUACUUGUUAUAUGAAUUGAGGUACCUUUUACUUGUUAUAUGAAUUGAGGUGCCUUUUACUUGUUAUAUAAGUUGAUGUGCCUUUUACUUGUUAUAUAAGUUGAGGUGCCUUUUACUUGUUAUAUAAGUUGAGGUACCUUUUACUUGUUAUAUGAGUUGAGGUGCCUUUUACUUGUUAUAUGAAUUGAGGUGCCUUUUACUUGUUAUAUCAGUUGAGGUGCCUUUUACUUGUUAUAUCAGUUGAGGUGCCUUUUACUUGUUAUAUGAAUUGAGGUGCCUUUUACUUGUUAUAUGAGUUGAGGUGCCUUUUACUGUUUUUGUAUAUGCUAAGAUUACUAUUGCAAGCCUGGAAGGGGGAUUGGAGGGGGUCUUGUCGCUGAACGUGACAUAGUGUAGGCACCUAUCCGGCAUAUAUUUAUAUUUUAUCAGGCUUUGUCAGGCACAAUCUCUCUCAUUUCUGUUGUUGUGUGUGAUACAGAGGCACAAUCUCUCUCAUUUCUGUUGUUGUGUGUGAUACAGAGGCACAAUCUCUCUCAUUUCUGUUGUUGUGUGUGAUACAGAUUUAUAUAUUCUCCCUGUUUUUAAGGAUGUUUAUAAUACAAGUUUGACACAAAUAUUAAGGCCACGUGCAGAUUUUGUCAAGGUCACAAGAACUAAACAAGGCUAAUGCUAACCCUAACCCGUACCCUAACCCGUAAUCUCGUCAACAAUCACAUGUCCUAACCCUAUUUACAGGUGGCCUUAAUAUUUUGAUCUGACCCUAUUUCAUUAGUGUCAGACAUUUUUUCAUGUACAACUAGAAUUAUUACAUCCAAACUUGCUUGUGUAAUUGUAUAUAUUGCUAAUUUUGUAUAUAAUCCAGAUAUCUGACAUGAAAUGAAAUGGGGUUUAACGUCCUUCUGUCAUGCUCCUAAACUGGGCUAUGAGGGACAUUUUGUUCUGGACAGCGACACUAUUGCCUACUUUUAUAUCAAAUUCCAAAUGCCAAGGGAUCUUUUACGUGCACACCAAUGUAUACACACGGGACCUCGGUUUUUCGUCCCAUCCGAACGACUAGAUAAUCUAGAUAUCUACUUGUUGUAUAUAUAAUAAACCUGACUUCAUGGGUAUUAAAUCGGUUGCACGAUUUACCCGAAUCUACCCAAAUCCACCCAAAUCCACUAUUAUUUCACUCCUAUCACAAUAAAUUAUAUUGAUUUUUGAUAAUUUAGUGUUCUUUAUGCCAAACAUUUUCAAUUUAAAGUCGUAGCGUGUUUUGUAUCCCAAUGUAAGUUUAAAAAAUGGAAGUUAUGUCCCUUCCAUACGAAGACCAAACACGUAUGAAUUGUCAUAUUUGGACACAAGAAGACUGAUUUUAAACACUGUAACCUGGGUAUCAUUUAAUCUUAUGUAUCUAGCAAUAAUUUCUUAAAACAUUCAUUCAAUAUCACAACUUUGUUUGAAAAUUCGUAAAAAUCAUUUAAAAUCAUCUAAUUUACAAGUGUUUAAUUUCUCGAUCACUGUUCAAUAAUAAACAACCCAAUUGAUUAUUGAUGCAUAGUGAUUAAAUUUUAAACAGGGGCCAGGAAAUUGGAAUAAAAUUGAAUGAAUAUUAAAGAAAUAUAUGUUACAUACACAAGAUUAAAUGAUACCUGUGUCACAGUGAAAGUACAUAUAUAUGACAUAUUUAGCUAAAGGAAUAGUGGUAUAUUAUAAACGAUGUAAAUGAUUGUGAUGUAUACGGUAUGUUGAAUUAAUUGUGGAUUUAGGUAGAUUUAUAUAUUACGCCUUCCAAAAUUCAUGGAAAAUCACGUUUUGAGGGACAUUUUGAGGGGCAUUUUGACACAAACACCCAAAGAUUUUAAAUUAAAAAUGCUGUUUCAAAAUUUUGCUCAUCGAACAUAUUUGGUUAGGGUUAACAGAGGCCAGACUGAAGUCAUCAGAAGUCGCUGUCUGUCUCAGGAAACAAGGUCAAUAAGUUUCCAGUCCCUUUAAUGAACUUUAAAUAUGAAUAUUUCAUACGUUAGGUGGGAUAUCAUGUUCAGAAUGAUAUUUGAAUAGCGUGGGUUAAUCCGUAAAAAUAUAAAUAUAUUUUGUCCGAAAAAUGCAAAUGAUGAUCUGUACCUUUAAUUCGAGUUUAGAAAAAAAAAAAAAAAGAUUGGUGACCCUGAAUAAUUUGUGGCGUUGAAGAAACUUGAAAUACAGGUUUAUCUCCAAAAAAGAUCUCAAUUCCUUUCGAUAUUGGCAUGUAUCAGAUGGAAACUUCAUGGAUUAUGGCCCCUGAUUGUAGAGGUCACAAUUUUUAUCCAAUUUAGAUGUAACUUGAAAUGUUGGUUUAUAACCCAAAGAUCUCCAUUCCGUUCAAUAUUUGCGCAUAUCAGAUGAAAUUUCCUUGAUUAUGGCCCCCUGAUUGUAUAAAAAAUCACAUUUAUUUAGCUCGUUCUCUUUCUGUCUCUUGCAAGAUGUUGCCGUAUCUUGCAUGGCAACUGCUUAUUUGUUAUGGUAUGGAUUUUUUUAGGAUAUUUGUUAUGGUUGGGAGAAAAAUAGAUCAAAAUAAAAUAGAUUCUGUUAUGAUUUUACAAUUGUUAUUAAUAUUUGUUAUUCAAUAAAAUAAUUAUUUUUUAUAAAAUUCAAAGAUACAUUCCUUAGAGUAUAAUUAGGUCAAUUAUUUGACCUUCAAAAGUUAUUUUUAAAGAUGCAUUAUGUAAGAGCUAAAUCUGGCUAUUGUAGUUGGCUUUAAAGUUACAAUUUCAUAUUUUCUAAGAAAGUCAAAACAUAAUUAUUUGUAUGUCUUUUGCUCAGUAGGUUGUCAACUCACUAUUAUACGAUCAUAGGUUAUCUUUCUCACACUUAAAAAUCUUCACACCCGAAAUAAUAACACAAUUACCUCCCUUGUUUUCAUAUUUCCCACCAUGGAAUAGCUAUCUUCAAACAUUUGAAGUUGAAAAUGAUAUUUUUGCCAAUUUCUUAACUGGCAAUAGUGAAUUAUAGGAUUAAUAGGAUUAUUCUUUAUCAAGGUAGGACUGUUUAUAGAUACCAUCGAUUUGAAGGCUUUAUUUUAAUACAUUUUAAAAAUAUAACUUAAAAAUAUGAAAUUGUAACUUUAAAUCCUAUAUAAAUUAUUAUUUUGAUAUUUGUUCACAAGAUUAGAACACAAAUAAGAUUAUAAAAAAUUAACAAUAACAUGGAUAAUCAAGACUUAUUCUCAAUUGUCAAGUACGGUUGUUACAAUAAUAAACAAUCUAAGAUACAUCUUUAAACAAAAAUAACUUUGCUCAGAGUAAAGUAACUGAAAGAAAUUUUCAAUAUAUUCAUUCUUCAUUAUCUCUUAUAGCAAGAACAGUCAGCUCUUUAUCUCAAUCUUACAUAAUGCAUCUGUUUGAUAAACAUGAAAUUACAUUCAAGUAUUGAAAGUUUUACACACAAGAAAAUACACAUUAUGGAUGUUGCUUUAUGUACUAGAUGUUUGAUACCCAAUAAAAUACAUUUUUUGUAUAUAACUUUAUGUAAUUGUAUUAAAGAUACAUUAUGUAAGAUUUAGAUAAAGAGCUAGCCAUUCUUGCUAUGAUAGUUCGAAAAUAAUUUCAACCACCGUACUGGUUGAUCGAAGCUAAGUCUCGGUCCUCCAUAUUUGAUUAAAUCAAAGUAUCGCUGAACCAUUCUAAUCUAUUUAAUAUCGGAGAAAUCUGAUGCCAUCGAGAGUUGAUUAAGGCCUGGAUCAGUUAAUUAAUGUCUAAUUAAUACUUUAGAAAACAUUUCAGGCCUAAAGAAAGACCUGCAAUAGGCAGAUUUAGCUCCUGCAUAAUGCAUGUUUAAACGUUUUGUAUAUGUAAUGCAUGAAAAUACAUGUAAUUAUUGUAUGUUGCUUUGUGUAAUUGUAUUAAAUGUUCUGUAUAUCAUGCAUGAAAAUACAUGUAAUUAUUGUAUGUCACAUUAAAGAUGCAUUAUGUAAGAUUUAGAUUAGAUAAUGAACUGCAA
Molecule: messenger RNA, 7668 nt
Organism: Patella vulgata (common limpet)
Lineage: Eukaryota; Metazoa; Mollusca; Gastropoda; Patellidae
Exons: 7
Coding region: 271-2022 (583 amino acids)
Source: RefSeq, a predicted model, not a curated record